AUGUUGGGCCAGUUGAAGCAUUUCUCCGCAUCAGACUCUGUUAAACUCUUUUCGGAGUAUGGUCCGUUCGUGUUGAUGGAAUUGAUGGAAAACGGCGACCUGGCUACGUACCUGCGCAGACUAGGUGACAGUGGCAUCGGCUUUGUGGAUCCCUCACAGGCGUACUUCGAUUUGGCAGCACGCAACUGUCUGGUGGACGCUCGAGGCGUCGUCAAAAUUGGCGAUUUUGGCCUCUGUCGUGACAUUUAUGAGCGCAAUUACUAUCACAAAAUCGGCGCGGGUAAACUGCCCGUUCGGUGGAUGGCUCCAGAGUCGCUUAAGUCGGCCUAUUUCACAUCCUCGUCUGAUGUCUGGUCCUUCGGCGUUGUGUUAUGGGAGAUAGCAACAAUGGCCUGCCUGCCCUACCAGGGCAUGUCGCACAACGAAGUCAUCACCUACGUCCUGGAUGGGAACACACUAGUCUCCAGCGGCGCCCCCAUCAACUGUCCUCCCCUCCUGUAA
Dibothriocephalus latus is the source of this 501-nucleotide messenger RNA. The record is from the annotation of a GenBank genome assembly. NCBI's taxonomy places the organism in Eukaryota, Metazoa, Platyhelminthes, Cestoda, Diphyllobothriidea, Diphyllobothriidae.